AGCUUUUCUUGUGUAUAUCCGAGUUUUGUAGUCGGAGAUGUGGAGAAAAACAGAGAAAACCUACGGUGAAGAAGAGAAGAAAAAAAGAAAGAUGCUUUUGAGUUAAGAGUUCAUUCAUGCAUUGGGCAUCCUUUGAGAAUUUGCGUUGUUACGGCGUUGGAGCGAUUUUCCAGGACGGAGAAGGGAGAUUUUCCCAGGCAAUAUCGGGACAUCAUGCUGGACUGUGUCCUCCGGGGAUCGUUGAGGCGGUUGCGGUGAGGGAGGCGCUGUAUUGGGCAACCGAGCACUUCCAGAAAAGAGGAGUUAUCUUCACUGACUCCGAGCAAAUUGCCUCUGCUCUGCAUAUAAGGACAGGAUGGACUUCUCGGAGAUGGGGGCUGUCCUCGAGGAAUGUAAAGGCGUUCUUCAAGCUAGACAUGAUAUCAAAAUAAGAUGGGUUCGUAGGCAAACCAAUAUGGAAGCUCACUCUCUUGCUAGAGCUUUUGUCACGCUAGGCCAUGUGUUUGGGACGACCACUUCCCAACCCUUCUGUACGAGCAAUCAUAUCAAUAAUAUGUUCUUGGUUUUUACUUCAGAAAAAAAAAAAUUCUCGAUUUAAG
This is a messenger RNA of Carica papaya (papaya), 599 nucleotides long. NCBI's taxonomy places the organism in Eukaryota, Viridiplantae, Streptophyta, Magnoliopsida, Brassicales, Caricaceae. The record is from RefSeq and is a predicted model, not a curated record.